Messenger RNA from Cotesia congregata, 480 nucleotides. The record is from the annotation of a GenBank genome assembly. NCBI's taxonomy places the organism in Eukaryota, Metazoa, Arthropoda, Insecta, Hymenoptera, Braconidae.
AUGGCAAUUAUAAAAUUGAAAAGUAACGACGGAGUAGUAUUUAAAGUUGAUGUGGAAAUACUCAAAUGUUCAACAACAAUUAAAACAAUGUUAGAAAGCCUUGGAGAAGAUGAAACCGAUGAAGAAGUGCCAAUUCCUUUGCCAAUUAUUAACUCUGUAAUUUUGGAUAAAAUAAUCCAAUGGGCUAUUCAUUAUAAAAAUGAUCUGCCGUUCGAGGAAAAUAAUGAAGAUGCUUAUUCAGUAAAAACUGACGACAUGUGUGCAUGGAACGCUGAAUUUUUCAAGAUGGAACAAGGAAUGCUCUUAGAUCUUAUUGAGGCUGCAAACUACCUCGACAUUAAGCCCCUGAUGGAAACUAUUUGCAAAACUAUCGCUCAUAAGAUGAAAGGGAAGACUACUGAGCAAUUAAGAACCCAGUUUGGUGCCGUGAAUGAUUUUACUCCGGAAGAAGAGGAAAAAGUUCGUAAAUUUGGAAAGUGA